This is a messenger RNA of Mizuhopecten yessoensis (Yesso scallop), 1836 nucleotides long. RefSeq lists its product as uncharacterized. NCBI's taxonomy places the organism in Eukaryota, Metazoa, Mollusca, Bivalvia, Pectinida, Pectinidae. The record is from RefSeq and is a predicted model, not a curated record. Gene Ontology annotation, molecular function: calcium ion binding. The transcript is spliced from 14 exons. The coding region runs from base 1 to 1635 and encodes 544 amino acids. Gene Ontology annotation, biological process: lipid metabolic process.
AUGGGUGGAAACCACAGCACUUUGACGAGAGAAGACACACGUCUAAAUUUUGAUUCCCUUCUGUCGGAAGAAGAUGAAAAAGAUAUCGAAAAACAAAUAGAGCAACGAACAUCGAAAUGCAACAAAAAGUGCGAGGAUAUGCGUUUUGACUUCCUUAAGGAUCGUGAUUACCCGUUUGAGAACCUGGUGUUCGAGGGAGGGGGAAGCAAAGGUUCUGCUCACGUCGGAGGCGUGAAGGUUUUAGAGGAACUUGGAAUUCUCUCAAAAGUAAAACGGUUUGCUGGAACUAGCUUUGGUGCUAUAAUUGCGACCACUCUAGCAGUUGGAUAUACCGUUGACGAAAUGGAAACCAUCUUGAGGGAGAACAUUAGCAGCGAUCUUCUCUUUGAUGCCCGUUGCAGCUUUUUUAGUUUUCUUCCCAAUCUAAUACGUCGCUAUGGUGUACAUCCUGGCAACAAACUCUAUCAAUACUUCGGUGAUUUGCUAGAGAAGAAGACUGGCAAUCCUGACGUUACCUUCGAACAGGUUUACAAGAUGUUCAACAAGGAACUUUGUUUGGUCAUGAUAAAUGUAAAUAACAUGCGGGAAGAGUACUGCCACCCAAAGACCACCCCAAAAAUGAGUGUUCGUCUGGCUCUGCGCAUGUCUGUUUCUUACCCAGGUGCCUUCCAACCGAUCAAGAAAACUUUACCCAAUGGCGGAACAGAUUUCUUUGUAGAUGGUGCACUGAUCUGUAACUACCCAGUCCACUGUUUUGAUGGAUGGUGGCUUUCAAUGAAACCGGAAGAUACCUUCUUGAAAAGGAUUCAAGGGAUACAGGAUUUACCUAAACUACUUAGCAAAGGAAAUAGAUUUGGACAAAGGAACCAUAAAACGCUAGGCUUUAUUCUGACGUCUGAUGAAGGACCAGACUUAUUCAAGUACUACCUUGAGGAUAGGACGAAAGAGGAGUUUGGAAUCACGGACACGCCAAUACCAGACUCCAAGCUCGCUAAAGAAGACUUGAGGAAGACGAUCCGGAGAGAAAAAAUACAAGAAAUUAUUAUCAAGGCCGUGGACGAGUUUAUAAAGGUUUUGAAGAAACAUGACCUCAAUGGGGACGGUAAGAUUGACAUGAACGAAAUGAAAAACGUAUUUGCUGACUCAGAGUUUUCUAACAAGAGCAAGCGGAUUAUUUUUGGUCAUGGGAGACAAUGCGAUGCAGUGGAGGCGUUCGAUCUUCUUGACGCUAAUAGCGAUGGGCAGGUGACGUUCGAUGAGCUAGUGACGUUUGUGGAGCAGCGAGAGGGUAUAGAUCUUCAGCAGCUGUAUACGGGCUAUAAACGGCACGAGAUAGACGGGGUGACCUCAUUCUUCUCCACCUGUCUCAACGCUGUCUUCCUUAAUGCAAGCCGAAUAUUCAUGGAGGGCUAUGAUAUAGACCGGACUGUUGGCAUCAAUACAGGGUACGUUGGAUCGAAUAACUAUGACCUGGAAGAAAAGGAUAUCGAUUUCUUGCUUUUGCAAGGACGCAAAAGUACAUUAGCCUACUUGAAGUACUACGUUGAGAAGAGUGAGCAUAGAAUCAACAGUGAAAGCGUCUUCGAAACCGUUCCACUAACUCCUCUUACACCGAAACCAACUCCUUUCACCUGAACUAGUUUCUCGCCCCAAAAUCAGGUUCUUACGUCUAGAGCAAUCAUGUGGGUAAAAUAGUGGCGUGUUAAAAAAUAGUGUUCUUUUUUACUCCUAAAGAACCGUCUCUCAUGUCAAAAAACGAGUCUCUUAUGUGCUUAACCUAUUUCUCACGAAUAAACUUAUCCAGGUGUAGAAUAAUGGGGUUGAAAUGUAUCACCC